Messenger RNA from Myodes glareolus (Bank vole), 1593 nucleotides. The record is from RefSeq and is a predicted model, not a curated record. NCBI's taxonomy places the organism in Eukaryota, Metazoa, Chordata, Mammalia, Rodentia, Cricetidae.
GUUAACCACCGGGUGCGCGUGCUCACUUGCGCCAUGGCGAGUCCUGGCGAGCUGUAGACCCUGGCACCGGCCGCCGCUUCCUUCGACUACCUGGUGAUCCGCGGCGGCUCGGGAGGGCUGGCCAGCGCACUGCAGAUGGCGGAGCUCGGCGCCAGGGCCACGGUGGUGGAGGGUCACAAGCUGGGUGGCACUUGCGUGAAUGUCGGAUGUGUCCCCAAAAAGGUAUUGUGGAACACAGGUGUCCACUCUGAAUUCAUUCACGAUCAUGUGGAUUAUGGCUUCCAAAGCUGUGAGAAUAAAUUCAAUUGGCAUGUUAUCAAGGAGAAGCGUGAUGCCUAUGUGAGCCGCCUGAACACCAUCUACAAAAACAAUUUAACCAAGUCCCACAUAGAAAUCAUCCACGGCUAUGCAACAUUUGCAGACGGUCCUCAGCCCACGGUCGAGGUCAACGGGAAGAGGUAUACUGCCCCUCACAUCCUGAUUGCCACAGGUGGUUUGCCCACAGUUCCUCACGAGAGCCAGAUCCCAGGUACCAGCUUGGGAAUGACCAGUGACGGUUUUUUUCAGCUGGAGGACUUGCCUAGGCGCAGUGUCAUUGUGGGUGCGGGCUACAUUGCUGUGGAAAUAGCUGGCAUCUUCUCUGCCCUGGGCUCCAGGACAUCACUUAUGAUAAGGCAUGAUAAGGUCCUUAGGAACUUUGACUCGCUCAUCAGUUCCAACUGCACUGAGGAGCUGGAGAACGCUGGCGUGGAGGUGUUGAAGUUCUCCCAGGUUAAGGAAGUAAAGAAAACAUCAUCCGGCUUGGAACUUCAUGUGGUUACUGCGGUUCCUGGUAGGAAACCCACUACAACCAUGAUUUCAGAUGUUGACUGCCUGCUCUGGGCCAUUGGACAGGACCCAAAUUCUCGGGGCCUGAAUCUAAAUAAAGUGGGGGUUCAGACCAACGACAAAGGCCAUAUAAUCGUAGACGAAUUCCAGAAUACCAGUGUCAAAGGCAUCUGCGCUGUGGGAGAUGUGUGUGGGAGAGCUCUUCUCACCCCAGUUGCCAUUGCUGCUGGCCGGAAACUGGCUCAUAGGCUUUUUGAAUGCAAGAAAGAUUCCAAAUUGGAUUAUGACAACAUCCCUACCGUGGUCUUCAGCCACCCCCCUAUCGGGACAGUGGGGCUCACUGAAGAUGAAGCCAUUCUUAAGUACGAGAAAGAGAAUGUGAAAAUCUACUCCACCUCCUUCACCCCGAUGUACCAUGCUGUCACCACGAGGAAGACAAAAUGUGUGAUGAAAAUGGUUUGUGACAAAGAGGAAAAGGUGGUUGGGAUCCACAUGCAGGGGAUUGGCUGUGAUGAAAUGCUUCAGGGCUUCGCUGUGGCAGUGAAAAUGGGGGCCACCAAGGCCGACUUUGACAACACGGUUGCCAUUCAUCCUACCUCUUCAGAAGAGCUGGUCACACUCCGCUGAGAACCCAGGGACUUGUAUGGCUGCGGUCAGACCAGUAGACCUCUGAGAAGAACUGACGAACGGAUCAAGUUUACUUCCUGCUCCAGCGUUCUACGUUUAUUUUAAUCAGGAUCUUCUGAUAGUGUAAAUUUUUAGUUU